AUGAUUUACGGCGGAAGUUUGUCGACGCUGUCCAGUACGCCAUUGGGCGGCCGUGAGUACUGGCCAGUUUCGCCACCGAGCGUUAUUCCACCCAACCACCGGAAGUCCGGAACACCGGAACGCCACGUAGCCAGCACGAAUUUAAAUCGGAAAUCCCCAGACCAAACGAUCGCCAGCUCGAUCGUGCAACGCGAAUCUCCCAAACCCUGGGGCCAAGCAGCAGCAGCAGCAGCAGCAGGAGUAUCAUCAUCAUCAUCGGAUUCCAAUGGCGAUAGUGAGAGUGUGACGGCACUGCUGCAAGAUUCUACCCACCCCCCUUAUAAUGCCGAUGCUGGCGGUUAUGAUGAUGGUAAUGAAGCUGCGAAUCACGCUGACCAUAAUGACGCCCGGUCCGGCUAGGAAGA
Messenger RNA from Anopheles nili, 404 nucleotides. RefSeq lists its product as uncharacterized. The record is from RefSeq and is a predicted model, not a curated record. The transcript has 3 exons. NCBI's taxonomy places the organism in Eukaryota, Metazoa, Arthropoda, Insecta, Diptera, Culicidae. The coding region runs from base 1 to 399 and encodes 132 amino acids.